CUACCCGCACCAACCUCACACAACACACACUCAGCAACCAUGGGUCCGUCUCUGCUGGCUCGCAUGGCGUGUGCUCCGCAGCUGAUGCGCUCCUCUGCCUCUGCCUCGUCUGCGCCCUUCGCCGCCCGCCGUCUCGCUCCGCUCGCGCCCGCCCUUGCCCGCAACCUGCACGCCUCGGCCGUGCGCGCAGGCGUCGAAGUUAAGUCUCUCUCGGCCGGCGACGGCAAGACCUACCCCAAGAAGGGCGACAAGGUGACGAUGCACUACGUCGGCACGCUGCAGUCCAACGGCUCCAAGUUCGACAGCUCGCGCGACCGCGGCUCGCCGUUCGUCACCUCGAUCGGCGUUGGCCAGGUCAUCAAGGGCUGGGACGAGGGUGUCCCGCAGCUCUCGCUCGGCGAGAAGGCUGUGCUCACCAUCACGCCCGACUACGGCUACGGUGCCCGCGGCUUCCCGCCGGUCAUCCCCGCCAACAGCACCCUCAUCUUCGAGGUCGAGCUGCUCAAGAUCAACUAAGCGCCUCGCUCCCUGCUGCGCAGUGUCUAUGCAUCUUGAAAUGCACCUCCUUAUGCUCUG
Molecule: messenger RNA, 576 nt
Organism: Tilletiopsis washingtonensis
Lineage: Eukaryota; Fungi; Basidiomycota; Exobasidiomycetes; Entylomatales
Exons: 6
Coding region: 40-516 (158 amino acids)
Molecular function (GO): peptidyl-prolyl cis-trans isomerase activity
Source: RefSeq, a predicted model, not a curated record